AAUGAAAUGUUGUUUUACGAUCUUUACCAUAAAUUAUCACGUGCUUAAUUACGUGUGGUUUAUGCAGAUUGUUUUUCUAUUCAAAUAGAACUAUAAGGUGCUUGUGUGAAGGAACACGUUUGUUUUAUAAAAAUAAUGUGAAGGGAAAUAUGGAAAAUUAUGACGAAAAGUGAAAUGGUUCAACCGUAAACUAACGUGUGUUAAUACAACCACAAUGAUAAAGAAAAUUCUGAUAGUCACCUUUACAACCACAUUGUGUUCAUUAAUAAUAGUACGACUAAUACAAAUCGCAUUUGAUACAAACCUGAAAUACAUUUUAGUAUUCAAUGAUCCUCAUAGAUCCCCAAUCAAACAAAUGAUUGGAGACCGAAGUUUAUUUUUAAAAAAGAAAUGUCCUGUAAGUAAUUGUUAUAUUACCAAAAUCAACUCAGUUGUAAGGAGGAUUUCAGAUUUUGAUGCCAUCAUGUUUCAUGGCCCUGAAUUGGACAAAAAACCUUUAAUUUUACCAAAAGACCGAUCAAAUCAACAAAAAUACAUAUUUCUAAGUGGUGAAUCCGCUGUUAACUAUCCGGUAAGAUGUAGGAACUUGAGAGGAGUCUUCAACUGGACCAUGACGUACAAAUUGAAUUCCGACAUCUAUUUAGGAUACAUCAUAAUUAGAAACAUAACAGGCUCCAUUAUUGGACCUAAACCAAUAAUGCAUUGGUUGAAAUUGGAGGAUAUGAAGCCAAUAGAUAGUGCAUUCAAGAAGAAUCUUGAAGGCAAGAUAUAUGCUGCCGCUUGGUUUGUUUCAAAUAAACAUGCAGCCAAUAAAAGACGGGAAAUAGCCUUACAAAUUCAAGACGAAUUAUCCGACUAUAAUAUGACUCUAGAUAUAUUUGGCCCCGGUGAAGUAAAUUGUCCCAGAAACAUAAACUUGGUAUGUUUGAGUCUUUUGGAGAGAUAUUACUACUUCUACUUAUCCUUUGAGAACUCUUUAAUUGACGAUUAUGUUACUGAGAAGCUUUUGACUCCUUUGCAACAUUAUACCGUGCCUGUUGUCUAUGGCGGAGCUAAUUAUACAAGGUGAGAUAAUAUAAUUUUAUAAGAAAAUAAGUUGUGACGGUAGUAAAGCUGAUAUUUGAGGCAAAGAGUUUUCCUACCUACGAAGUGUGGUAUGCUAAGGUCAAACCUCCAUAUGGAUUCAAAACAAAAAUAUCAGCAUAAUAAUACAACCUUGCUUAGCAGCUGGUAUAUACUAUAAUUUUACUGUAACAUUUAUUUCAGGUUUAUGCCAGAAGGUUCCUAUUUAGACGUGCGCACCCUUGGUAUAAAAAUGCUUGUAGAAAAAAUGGUAGCUGCAAUCAGAAACAAGACUAUUUAUUACGAUUUUUUCAGAUGGACAAACCAUUAUUCCUAUCAUAGUGUAUAUGAGUCACCGAUGACCGACCCCCAAUGUGAACUUUGUAGAAAACUGAACGACAAAAAUUCGAUGAAAGAAGUAACUAUUAUUGAAAAUUUUAGUGCCUGGUGGCGGUCUAAAGCUUGCUUUGAUUCUGAUAACUAUAAAAAUGGUUCCCUUGAACCGUUGAAUUUUGUUAAAGUAACGUGUUGGAAAUACUAGUAAAAUGUCUUAUUUCAGUUUAUCCAAAUUCAAUCAAUUUGACUUCCUCAUAAUUUCUUGCUUGAAAUAAAUUCCAGCAGAUUGCGAGCAGUAUUCUUUACUCAAUGCCGUCCUACAGAUAGUAAUAGUAAAUUUUACUUCUAUGUAUUACCAUAUCAUACCAUGUAUUAGUCCUGAAUGCGUAAAAGUCAAAGGUGACAUAUAAGCCCUCACCGCUGCUAACCCACAGCGGGAGGGGUCAUUUGAUGAUUUUUGACGUCGGAAAAAAAAAAAAAAAAAAAAAAAAAAAAAAAAAGUGACAUAUAAGUAACCACUAAAUAGGUACCUACACAAACUUCUAAAAAAAAAUAUCGACGAUAGGAUUACAAGGAUUAGUAACGGUGAAGGGUGAUGGAAAAACACAAUUUUGGCAAGUACCUGUAAGGGCCGGAGCAAUCGAUACACAUCGUUGGAUCAAUAAAUGUUUGCACGGCGUUCCGUCACGUGAUGCGUUCUACCUUUUCAAUUAGAGCUUGCUUUUUGGCUUCGGUACACUAGGAAACUUGAUUCCUCGUAAUGAAACAAAGGU
Molecule: messenger RNA, 2171 nt
Organism: Helicoverpa zea (corn earworm)
Lineage: Eukaryota; Metazoa; Arthropoda; Insecta; Lepidoptera; Noctuidae
Product: alpha-(1,3)-fucosyltransferase C-like
Exons: 1
Coding region: 215-1069 (284 amino acids)
Cellular component (GO): membrane
Molecular function (GO): alpha-(1->3)-fucosyltransferase activity
Source: RefSeq, a predicted model, not a curated record